Dicentrarchus labrax (European seabass) is the source of this 2972-nucleotide messenger RNA. RefSeq lists its product as uncharacterized. Gene Ontology annotation, biological process: positive regulation of T cell proliferation; negative regulation of T cell proliferation; T cell costimulation. Gene Ontology annotation, cellular component: external side of plasma membrane. The coding region runs from base 1311 to 2105 and encodes 264 amino acids. The record is from RefSeq and is a predicted model, not a curated record. Lineage: Eukaryota; Metazoa; Chordata; Actinopteri; Moronidae. The transcript is spliced from 4 exons.
CCUGGGAAAUUGUGCAGUUUAAAUAGACCGCCAGAUUGGAAGGGAGCGCUUGGUUAUUGAUUAUGGAAUAAGGAAGGUCAUGUGUGUAAUCAGAACAGCUUGAGUUGACCUGUCUGAACUAGCUCGCAGGCUUCGCUCCAUUUUUCCCAGCAUUGCCCUGAAGUGGAGUCACAUCUCCUUCCAGAGAUAAGUGCCUUUUAAAAAUGACACUUUAAACCAAUAAACGGGCUGUUUUCAAUGUGACUAAGAGAACCGUCAGAAACUAUGAUGUCUGUUUCGUUUGUUCCUUUAGUGAGGACAGCAAUUUAAGCUCAAACCACGUUAAAUGUUGCUAUGAGUUGUAAUCUGUAAUCGAUAGAGAGUAAAUCUAUCUAAAAGAUUCAGAGAGGCUCUAAUUAGAACUGAUUAAAAAGAAGCAUUUAGAUAUGAAUGAUUAUCCUGAACCUGUUACAGUCAUCUUAAACACUAAAACCACCCCAUUCUCAAUAAAAUAUAAGGCUCUUAUUUUCCAGACUUCUAGUUUGGCAUUUUUAUUUGAAACUGCUGAACUCGUAUUCUCAGUUUCUCAUUUCCUGAACCUACCAAAGGAGGGCACAGACACAGCUCAUUGUCUAGGGCAAGGGUCAGAUUCAGAUGGAAACAACAACACCGACCUGGAAAACCUUUAAAACCUUUAAAAAUAUUCAUGUAGCCUCUGGGUUUAAAAUACGGAGACACAGAAUCGUUAAGACUACAUGGUGAACAGAUUGCUCUUUGGAGUAAAGGGGAACAAAACUUGUUAAAUCCAAGUUACUAAUUAAGUAUUAAACAUAUCAGAUUAGUAAUUGUUUGAUAAUAGACUGUAUAUUUGCUAAAAAAUGUUGUUUUAUGACUUUUUAUAGCAAAAAAUAAUAGUCAAAUAGAAUAACUAAUAUUUUUGUGAGCCAGAAUUAAGUGUAAGCUUAAAAAGAUAUACAUAAACAUAUGUAUAAAACAUGAAAGUAGAGACAAUUUUCAACAAAAAAAACCCCAAUCUGUAUGAAUUGGAGUGUUGGGAAAAAAUAACCCUUCAGUUAUUUUAUCUUCAUGGGGGCUUAAAUGAUGGCAUGAAACAAAACAAUCCUCUCUUCCUCAUGUUUCUCAACAGUAAUUCCUUCUAGGGCAUGUCUACUCAUGCUCGAGUGAAAACCUGACACCACACGAUCUGGAGUUUCUUUUCAAAUGCAGAGGAUGUGCUCGCUGAGUGUUCUUCCACACAACACAUCCUCUAGAGCUCCAACACAUUAAAUGAAGCCAAACCCAAACAGAAGCACCAGAGAAAGCUACAGUGGAUGAAAGACAUUUAUGAGAGCGCCAUGAUCAAAGUGAUGAGUUUCUACUCUGGUGUGAGGGCACGGCAUGUUUAUGGCUGGGUUUCCAUCAUCUGGUUCAUUUCGGCAGUCAGGAUCGCUGUCAGUGAAGAUGUGCCCCUGCAGACCGUUUCCGAGGUGGUGGCACAGUGCGGAGAAAAUGUGACACUGCCAUGUGGGGUCACCAUGCAAAGCCAGUUGGAUAUUAAAUUAUUUUCCUGGGUGCGUGGAAAUAAAUUGUGUACAUACGAGGACAGUCAGCUUGACCCUGAGGUUCUGUGUGAAAGCACGGAAGACACUCCCAACCACAGACUCAGUAUGACUCUACUAAAUGUGAUGCCAGUCGACCAGGGAGAGUACUUCUGCAAACUACGUUCCAAAGUGGGUGUAGGUUUUGCCAAAACUUUAGUUACAGUACAAGACUGCUUUGAAAAUUCUAAGUCCUACAUCCAAAAGACUCAUGCUACGUGCCAGUUCAGGGGAGUUUACCCCAGUGGCACCGUCCACUGGUUCCAGGGAGAUGUUAACUUAACAGACUCUGCCAUCACACAGGAAGAGGAGGACCAGUAUGGACGGUACGAUGUCAUGAGUACAAUAGAUGUCCAGAAAGGAAAAAGCGAGCCCUACAGAUGCUCACUGUGGAUACCUUCUGUCGGGAAGAAUCUGCACGCUCAAGAGCUACCUAUGGUUAAGGCACUGGAGUCAUCAGGAAGCAUGGUGAGAGUGCAAUGGAUCUGUAUAAUGGUGGAAAUCAUGGUGGUGAAAUUUAUGAAAUAAAGGAAACCAACGGGUAGAUGAUUUUGUUAGACAGCAUUUGGAAAAGUUGAAAUAUGAAAAUAAUAAAAACAGAAAUGAAAAUGAGCCAAUGAUUGAAGCAGGGAAUUAUUGGGGAUUAGGUGUUCUAGACUUUAUGUUUUAUCCAACGCAGGCACAGAUCAGCAUUUAGUGUAUGUGCAGUCUAAGAGUGUGUGUGCUUGAGAGGGAGAGCAUGUUUUAAUUCAGAAUGUCAGUCACUGAUAUUAUUCAAUGAUAUUAUGCAAUGAGUGUGAACUUUGAGAGGAGAGAGAACUUUCACUGAUUAAACGAUUUACAGUUAACCUAUUUCAUAUUUCAUAUUCAAUCUUGUUUCACUUGUGGUAUUAAACCUUCACUUCAUCCUGGUGGCCAGAGGGAGGCAGUCUUCACAUACAAGAAUCCUAACUGAUUUACUGCUUUUACUCAACUCUUGCAUUGUGUAAAUGUAGAGGAGAGGUCCAUUCAGUACUCUAAAUUCAUUCCAAAUACAUGUUCACCGAAGGAGAGGAAACGUGCCCACUUUAGUACUUAGGCAACAAAAGAAAAAAAAAGGAUUUAAGAUCCUUUAUGCAGACAUGAUUUAUGUGAGUGGCUUAUCAGUUAACUGAAGGGCAACAGGCACAUCUAAAAUCUACAAUACAGGGAUCAAAUAAACAGAUUAGGGACACAAUGAUUAUAAUAAAUUGAUUGAUUGUAUGAUUAUCUUUUUUUGUUUUGUUUACCAUUUUCCAAGAUGUUUUUGAAAUUCAGCUACUGUUGAUCUAUACAAAAUGUUGUAUAGUAUAUUGAGGGAUGUUUGGUUUUUAAAAUCUGCUUUGUAAUUAUUCUCAAUAAAAGUGUAAAAUAUAA